AUGGCUACUUCCACAAAGUCGAAUCCAAAGGUGCUCGAGGGAAUCUUCGCCAUCAACAAGCCGCAAUGGGCCUCAUCUGCCGGCGUCCUGCGCGACCUUCAAGAACACUUCUCCCGCUCCUCGCUCUUUGCACCAUGGCUGGAGUCGCAAAAACGCAGUCUAAUACUUAGUCAAGCAAAGCAAAAGCACAUCAACAAUCUGAAAGUGAAGCUCGGCCAUGGCGGCACUCUCGAUCCAAUGGCUACUGGUGUCCUGAUAGUCGGAAUGGGCAAGGGUACAAAGUGCUUACAACGCUUCCUCGAAUGCACAAAAACAUACGAAUGCGUUGUCCUAUUCGGCGCGGCGACAGACAGCUACGACGCCGUGGGCAAAGUAGUCAGCAAAGCACCCUACGAGCAUGUCACGAAAGAGUUGGUAGAGGAGAGACUGGCGCAGUUCCGCGGCAAGAUCCUACAGAAACCAAGCGUCUUUUCCGCACUCAAGGUGGACGGGAAGAAAAUGUACGAGUACGCGAGAGCAGGUGGCGAUAUCCCAGAGGUAGCUGCGCGGCCAGUCGAGGUGGAAGAGCUGGAGCUGGUGGAGUGGUUGGAGCCUGGAAGUCACGAGUUUGCGUGGCCCAAGGAAGAGGUGGGAGGCGAGGAGAUGGAGGGCGCGAAGAAACUCAUGGGUAUAAGAGCAGAAGACGCCAAGAAAUACGCUGAUACCACGGCGAGAAAAGGACGGAAGCGAGAGCGGUCACCAGAGAGCGACAGCGUCGAAGGUGCUGGGAAACAGCCCAAGAUGCCAAAAUCAGACACUGAGCCUGCCAUGUCUGGCGCCUUGCCAUCAGAAGAAAUCCCCGUCGAAACAGCAGAGGAAGAAACUUCGGAACCUCCCAACGACUCGACAACCGAACCCGUAGACCCCGUUCCUACUUCAACCGAACCCACCGACCCUGCCCCUCCCCCAGCUGAAUCCGAACCACAUCCCCAACCCCCCGCCGCCCGCCUCCGCAUGACAGUAACAUCCGGUUUCUACGUGCGCUCCCUCUGCCACGACCUGGGCCUCGCCUGUUCCUCACUCGGCCUCAUGUCCUCGCUUAUCCGCUCCCGCCAAGGCGCCUACACGCUCAACAAAAAUGUGCUGGAGUACUCUGACCUGGAAGACCCCGCGAAAUGGGAGCCUGUGCUGCAGAAGCAGCUGGAAGAUUUCAUGCAAGAAGAGGGCUGGGAGGCGGAAGAAUUAGAAGAUGAGGAGAAAUGGGAGGCGAAGAAGAAGGGGAGGUUGGCGGAGGAGAGGGAGGAGGAUCGCGAGAGGAGUUACAGGGGUGGGGGCAGGAACAAGUGGAAUAAGGGGAAGGGGAAGUAUAGUCGAGGUGGUGGUGGUGGAAGGAGGGAUUAA
Molecule: messenger RNA, 1380 nt
Organism: Pyrenophora tritici-repentis Pt-1C-BFP
Lineage: Eukaryota; Fungi; Ascomycota; Dothideomycetes; Pleosporales; Pleosporaceae
Product: TruB, Pseudouridine synthase
Biological process (GO): mRNA pseudouridine synthesis; tRNA modification
Cellular component (GO): mitochondrion
Molecular function (GO): pseudouridine synthase activity; RNA binding
Source: RefSeq, a predicted model, not a curated record